AUGUCCACAGUACUCGCCAAGCCGUACUACUCCAAGGCCGUCUCCGAGGGCUCCGACACCGCCUCGACCAAGAGCGCCUUCAGCCCGACCGACAGCACCGUCGAGGUCCCGACGCUCGGCGCGCCCGUCUCCGAGCAAAAGGCCUCCUUCUGGCGCCAGCCCAAGCACAACCUCGACGCCAUCGCGACCCAGCCUUCCGUCUUCGAUGACCCUACGACGCUCGAGCAGUACCGUCCGCCCCCGCAAUGGGAGAAUACCCACCGUUUCGAUCCGGCGGCGCGCUGGACUUGGCGGGAAGAAUACCGCAUCGUGCGGAGGAUAGACUGGCUCAUCAUGCUCUGGGCUUGCGUCAUGUUCUUCAGUUUGGACCUUGACCGGUCGAACAUCUCGCAGGCGAACACCGAUAACUUCCUGAAGGACCUCGGUUUGACGACCAACGACUUCAACCUCGGGAACACGCUUUUUAAGUUGUGCUUCUUGAUCGCGGAGCUGCCUUCGCAGCUCAUCUCGAAGCGCGUGGGCCCCGAUGUCUGGAUUCCUAGUCAGAUGGUGUUGUGGAGCUUCGUCUCUCUUGGCCAGUUCUGGCUCACCGGAAGGGGUUCCUUCCUGGCUACCAGGUGUUUGCUCGGCUUCAUGCAAGGAGGCUUCAUUCCGGACGUCAUCUUGUACCUGUCGUACUUCUACACCAAGAAAGAGCUUCCGGUCCGCCUUGCUUGGUUCUGGGUGUCCAACUAUAUGGCCGAGAUUGUGGGCGCGUUCAUCGCCACGGGCCUUCUCAAGCUCCGAGGUGUCAACGGGAAGGCCGGAUGGCGGUACCUCUUCCUGAUCGAGGGUGGACUCACUCUCGGCAUCGGGAUUGCGUCCUUCUUCAUGAUGCCGCCCAGCCCUACCCAGACGAAGGCCUGGUUCCGUCCUAAGGGCUGGUUCACGGAGCGCGAGGAGACCAUCAUGGUCAACCGCGUAUUGCGCGACGACCCCUCCAAGUCGAACAUGCACAACCGGGAGGGUCUCUCCCUCCGGAUGAUCUGGAACAUCCUGAAGGAUUGGCGCAUGUGGCCCAUUUACGCGAUGGGUAUCAUCUUCAUGGUUCCUGUCACCCCUCCGCAAACCUACCUCACGCUGUCGCUACGGAAUCUUGGCUACACCACCACGCAGUCCAAUCUGCUCAGCAUCCCCUCCAAAUUCCUCGGCAUGAUCCUCUUGCUCGUGUGGUGCUACUUCAGCGAAAUCAUCGACAGCCGCAUCAUCACCCUCGCCUCCGUACAGCUAUACGCGCUACCACUCCUCAUCGCCCUGUAUACCUUCACCUCGCAAACAUCUCCAUGGGUGUACUUCGCCGUCGUCACCCUCAUCGCCGGCUUCCCCUACGUGCAUCCAGUACAGGUAGCAUGGGCGUCGACCAAUUCUGCCGGCGUCGGCACACGAACCGUGUCCGCGUCUAUAUACAACAUGUUCGUCCAAGCGGGCGGAAUCGUUUCGGCGAACGUCUAUCGUGACGAUGACAAGCCUCUUUACAAGCGUGGAAACCGCGCACUCAUCGCCAUUUGCGUACUGAACAUGGUUCUCUACCUGGGCAUCUACUUCUUCUACAAGGGAAUCAACGCGCGGAGGGACAGGAUAUGGAACUCCUGGACGGCGAAGGAGCAACACGAGUAUCUAGAGACCACAAAGGAUAAGGGGAACGCGCGCAUGAACUUCCGGUUCGCAUACUGA
This is a messenger RNA of Trametes versicolor FP-101664 SS1, 1713 nucleotides long. Its product is annotated as MFS general substrate transporter. Gene Ontology annotation, molecular function: transmembrane transporter activity. Lineage: Eukaryota; Fungi; Basidiomycota; Agaricomycetes; Polyporales; Polyporaceae. The record is from RefSeq and is a predicted model, not a curated record. Gene Ontology annotation, biological process: transmembrane transport. The transcript has 13 exons. Bases 1 to 1713 code for a protein of 570 amino acids. Gene Ontology annotation, cellular component: membrane.